Molecule: messenger RNA, 4968 nt
Organism: Biomphalaria glabrata
Lineage: Eukaryota; Metazoa; Mollusca; Gastropoda; Planorbidae
Exons: 2
Coding region: 672-3746 (1024 amino acids)
Source: RefSeq, a predicted model, not a curated record
UUUUAUUUUGAACGUCAAGUCAGAAAAAAAAAAUGCCGGAAAUGAAAUACUAGAAAAGUAGAGAGCCCUUGUUUACAUUUGAAACUAUCAUCAUGCCAUAACGAGAGGAGGGGAGAGAUAUAGGACAAAACAACUGGACACAAAAUUGUAGGGGGAGACUAGGGGAAUGACUCAUUACCAUUUUGUUUCUCAUCAUUGUCUAGAUCUAAAGUAGGUGAUACUUUUUUUAAAAUUAUCUUUGCAAAUUAUUGAAAUUUAGAUCUAGCAGCUAAACUAUAGAUUCAUGUUCGGGUAGACCCAGUGAGUCGCUUUGAAGAAAAAACGUCCGAUUGGUUUCGAAUUCGAUGUCUCCUGUUUAGCAAUAUUCAUUUCUUAAAGAAAUUAUGGCAAAAUUACUGUAAGCUAUUUCAAUCAUUGAAAGAAAACUAAGGAUCUUCAUAUCAGUGAAACCAUUGAACCCUCAAUGCUACAGAUUUGGUCUUAAAUGCUGUAUGGCGAAUGGGCAAUAUAUACUCAUGAUAUAAAUUUGCAUAGGAAAGGUAGCAGUUACCUUUUUUCGAAUCAUUUUCAUUAUCGGCCAAGCGUAGAAAAAGAAAGUUUCUCGUAUGACUUGUCCACUCAUUAAGUAAACAAGACUUGUUUAGUUCUCUCACCGAAGAGAAACCGGCAACAUGCCACCUAAAAAACCUCGCAAAAAUCUGGCACAGAAAUGUGAACCAUUACCGGAAGCGUCUUCCGGUGACAAAGAAAGAAACGUGGUCGAUAACUACGUUUGCAAAAAAUCGUCAAUAAGAAAGCGGAAACCAGGCAUCUCUAUGAAUUUAGGCUGUGCUGACAGAAAGAGAAGCUUAUUAAUAAAUGGUACAUUUGAGGCAAAAAGUGAUCCAUCUGCGACAAAAGGUGGUACAUGUGAGGGCGCCACUAAUCAAAGCGCUUCUUCAAAAGUGAAAACCACUUCUUUAACGAAGCAUGUCAAAAAGGAAUUCAAAGGUGAUUUAUACAACCUACAAUCCUUGGCGGAGGCCACACUUAAAUCUUCUUUAAAAGACGCAGAAGAAAAAAAACGCACAGCGAGUCCUGAAAAAUUGCAAUCGAUCUUAAUGGACCAGAUUAAGUCCGUUCCUUCCCAGUCGUGGAGUGUCAACGCGGACUCUAUUUCCGCUUUGAGGAGAACCUCGACGACUCUUAUGUCACAAUCUUGCUUAAAGUGUGGGAAGUUGUGCCCGGGAAAGGAUUGUGGCCUACACAAACUACAUAUGGAAGAACUCAUCUGUAAGGUACCACAAAAUAAAGAGAGGCAACUCGGUACAGAUUUUUGGGUAAAGAAAGAUUAUACCCCACAAAUAAUAUCUAGUGUGGAAAAAAAAGUGACUUCAUGUCCGUCAGGUCAAAAAUCUGAUGGCAGAGACAUGACUUUUGGUAUUUCAGAUGUGAAAGAACAAAUCAGCAAUCACCAUCCAAAUGCUGAAAGCAACAAAACGAAAGUGAAUACGUUGCAACGUGACAGCGAGUCUCUGUGUUCUAAACAUGAUCUGAAAUAUCACAAAGAUAACCGUAGCGAUCAAGAAGAUAAUAACGAUACAGAUACAGACUUAUCAAUGGUACCUAUGAAGAACUCGGUUUCCUUUGAGUGCUGGACCUUGACCUCGCAGCGUGACACGGAUAGAAGUUUGAAUGACGUUAAGAAGCCAAAUUGCCAAAACACUUUCAUCAACACAAUGGCACAUUGCAGAGAAUACAUUGAACAGAAUUGUUUCUUGAGAUCCCCAAAGACUGCAUCCGCCAUGAGUCAACGACAUUUGGAACAUGUUCCCAUUCCGCGUGAAUCCAAGAAGGAAGAGCUUCAGCUUAAUUCAUUACGACGUCGAGCCCUAACGUCCAAUUCACAAAUAGGCAAUGAUACAAAUGAAUUGGACUGUUCAGCCUUUACACCAGCUUGCCAUACGUGUGAGUUCAAAGCUCAGGGCAAAGAUUCUGUCACCACUUCAGUCUCGAGAUCUGGUGACGAAUCCCUGGAGGUCAUCAACAUCAGAGAUCCCACGUUUUGCACGCUCGGAGACUUAAGCUCCGAUAUGAAAGACACGAGUACUUGGAUGACCGCGGCACCAUUUGACUGCUCUCGGAUUCUUCGUUUAUCUUCACUGCACGAGAAGGCUGGUGCGAAACAUGUUGAAAAUAUAGAGCAGUCUGACCCAUAUGAAGAUUCUAGUUGCACAACGGCGCGUAUGGCAUCACUAGAACUGUCUCGGAGACAAAAUGACAUCCACUACAAGAGUGCUGAGAGAUACUCGCGUCCUCGUAAGGAUAAAGCAAACGUGAUGGGGAAGGUCAAACCUGACCUAUCCAAGGCCAGUAUUCAAUGUCAUGAAAGUGAAAAGGCAAAGAAGACGUCUGCGUGUAUAGCUGAAACUCAAACGUCUGAGACAGUCUUGCAGAAACAGUGCUACCAGUCUGCUGAACACCUUGAGUCUCGAAAGAAAAAAAUCAUCAACACUAUAGCUCCUGAGCAGAGAGUAAAUCUCAUGUGUGAGAAGAGCGCCCACGAUGCUGUUUCAAAGCGCCGAAGCUUACAGCGACCUAAACAAAAUAAAUACAUUUACAUCACAAAGAAAAAGCCGAAGUCUUCAGAAAUACAAGGACUGGUUAAAAGUAAGAAAAACUCCCCAAGCAAGAGGUGCUCGUCUGGGCACACAUGCUCUGAGCCUUCAUAUAGCUAUGUACCAUAUCUUUCUCCCCAAAUUAGUAACGCAGGAACUCCGAAGAGUCGAACUGUAAGGUGUUGUCAAUCAAGCCCUCGAAAGAAACCAAAUGACAUCUCCAAGUUGCAAACAUGCGAUGGUUCACCUAAAGAACUGAACUCGGUAAACGCGACGUUCAAUCUUUUAGCAUCUAAAGAAGAAAAGAAACAACAAUCAAAAGAUAAAGAUCUAAAGUACUCAGCUUCAGCACAACGUUGUAAGAGCAUUGAUGUCUCAAAACGUCUAUCCUUAAACGCAUGUACCAAUACAACUAAGUCCUUAGAGAAUUGUAUACCCGAGAUCAACGCCAGAAAAACUAAUAAGCGGAAAUUAAAAAUCAGGGUUUUCGCCAAACCAUCCAAAUUAAAAACAGGCAAAAUAUUACUACAAGAAACGCACGUCAUUUUGCCAGUACCAGGCAAGGAAGAUAAAACUUAUUCCCAAAAGAGAAUAAAAGAAAACAAUGUGCAACCCUCACCGGUCGCGCCAAAAGAACCCAUGGUUAUUCAAAGCAAAGAAAACCAGUUUAAAAGUUUGCAAGAAUAUGAUUCAUGUAUAAAAGAGCCUGCAGGGGAGGGGACUCUAGUUGAACAUAAACUUCCAAAAGCACUUAUUUCAAAGACCAAUUUAGACCAGCAUGCGUCUGUAAAUCCGACCCCAAACAACGUGACCGCUGCUGCUGCAGUCAACGAUGAUGCAGGGGCUAGCAGGCCUUCCUGUAGCAGUUCAACCACCAUAUGGGAAGAUGUUAUAUGUUCAAGCUUCAUUGAGCACAAGGUCAUUUCAUUUCGAAAAUCCAAUUCAUUUCGAAAAUCCAGUCUUCCCCCGUCAAGAUGCCCGCCACGCCAGGUUAGGCCUAAGCCAGUCAGAACAGUCUGGGAUCAUUUCAAGCUGAGCAUUGAUUCCCUCCUUCGCUUCUCUAUUGUGAUUUUGUCUGUGCUUUGUUUCCUCUAUUUCAUCCUGAUGCUGGUGCACAACAUGCACAAUAACCACUUUCAUCACGCUUAGGCAGCCAAGCUCUACACCCAACAAAAACAUCACGCUUAGGCAGCCAAGCUCUACAUCCAACAAAAACAUCACGCUUAGGCAGCCAAGCUCUACACCCAACAAAAACAUCACGCUUAGGCAGCCAAGCUCUACACCCAACAAAAACAUCACGCUUAGGCAGCCAAGCUCUACACCCAACAAAAACAUCACGCUUAGGCAGCCAAGCUCUACACCCAACAAAAACAUCACGCUUAGGCAGCCAAGCUCUACAUCCAACAAAAACAUCACGCUUAGGCAGCCAAGCUCUACAUCCAACAAAAACAUCACGCUUAGGCAGCCAAGCUCUACAUCCAACAAAAACAUCACGCUUAGGCAGCCAAGCUCUACAUCCAACAAAAACAUCACGCUUAGGCAGCCAAGCUCUACAUCCAACAAAAACAUCACGCUUAGGCAGCCAAGCUCUACAUCCAACAAAAACAUCACGCUUAGGCAGCCAAGCUCUACAUCCAACAAAAACAUCACGCUUAGGCAGCCAAGCUCUACAUCCAACAAAAACAUCCCGAUGUUGACUUAGUCCACUUUGCUCAGUCGUAGCAGCCAUAAUAUGACACAAAGUGGACUGAUAUGGAUAUAGUGUUUAUGUAUACGUUAGACCAAUGUCCCUGUGAGCAUCACAUUUCUACUUCGCCCCACGUCCUGCGGAGUGUUUCUUCAGAACCCCCCUCCCCUUUCGUUUUCCUGGCCAUUGGAAGAGAACAAAGCCCUUCUUUUACUUUAGUUUCACUCACAAUGUCUGCCUUAUGUCGCCAUAGAGUAAAGUAUGGCUGAUCAAUUGGGUCAGUGUUAAGGUAAUGCUUGGCAUCUUAACAUCCCGGCUCUUUGAAAUGUAAAUAUAUAUCGUAUGUUUAAAAUGGGAGACUCAAACAUCUUGUCUUUGUUUACAUUCAUUACGUUAUACAUACGUUAUAAACAUCAAAUUUUACAAAGUGGAGAUAUAUAUAUUUAUAUAUAUAUAUUGUAUAAAGUAGCUUGUAAAAAUCUUUUCACAAGUUUAACGAUUCAAAAGGUGCAACUACAAGAAAGAGGAUUUUCAAUAAAUUAAAUAAAAUGUUUACAUUCAUAAAUACGACAGUGUUCUUAGAAAUAACUCUACGCUCGUGUACUACUAAUUCAGGAUUGCAUGAGAAAUGUACUGAAAAAUAUAAUGAAUAAAACAACAACAACCUGGAUUAAAUCUGCAAUG